Molecule: messenger RNA, 1530 nt
Organism: Callorhinus ursinus (northern fur seal)
Lineage: Eukaryota; Metazoa; Chordata; Mammalia; Carnivora; Otariidae
Source: RefSeq, a predicted model, not a curated record
AUGGGGCUGUUGGUUAAAAAUAAUAAUAAUAAUAAUACAAAAUUGAGAAGCAGCCCCAAGAGGCAAGUCAUUACAAAAGCCCGGAGGCGCCCCGACGGAAGGACAGCUUUGGAUCCCAGGAGGGGGAAGUUCUGGAGGAGAGGCAGCAAGCCUCCGUGCCCAGCGCAGGCCGCCGGGCCGAGCAGGGCGGCGGGUCUCUCGGGAGCGGCGUCCGGAACUUCGAGGCUCGGGGGGACGUCCCUGGCCCCACCGGGAGGCGAACCCUUCUCAAGGGCAAGGGGGGCCCGCCCUGGGCUCCGGUUCGGGCAAGCCAGGCUCCGGCUCGAACAAGGCGGGCCCCACCGCCGGCAGGGCCGGGGGAGGGGAACAAAGGGGCUAAGCGGGUUAGACCGCAGCAGCCCGGCCGACCUCACCCGGAGCCGGGGUCUCGCUCCCCGCACGCCGCCGGGCAUCCCGGGUCCGGCCCCCAGGCCUGGCCGUUCCGACCGCCUAAGGCGCUUCCGCCUCUCUGUCCCUCAAGCUCUUACCCGGGCUUGUCGUCCCAAACCGCUCCGGUCCAGCUCCAAGCAGGCCGCGGGCAGAGCCAGGCCCGGCCGCGGCCCUCGAGUUACCAGGAAGCCGCAGGCCGCGCAGGUCGAGCCGGGCAAGCGGCACAGGAAAAGCCGCGCCUCGUCCCUCCCCUUCCUCCGCGGGGACCUGGUGACAGGGAAGCGAGAGGUUCCCCCGACCGGCGGCAGCCAGCGCACGUCCGGUCCCCGGCACGCGGCUCCUCAGGCCCGCAGCUUAGAGGCCCGCGAGGUGCUGCCGGCGGCUGCGGCGGGGGGUGGCCGCGUCCAUCGCGAUCCCGGAGGGGGAAGGGAGGAGGGUCGGGCGAGAGCGGGGAGGGGAAGCUGCGGAGGGCAGCCGAGCUCGGUGGAGGCGGAGCAAAUCGACUCUCCCGGCAGCGACCCCACCGGCCGCCAGGUGGGGCGCUGCGGAGACCGGUCGGCCGGCGGUGCAGUAGCCCCAACCUGGGGAGCCGGGCGGCGGUAUCCGUGGCCGCCACUACUAGGACUCUCUGGCCCUGCGGGCCUCGGACGCCUCAGUCAGCUGUCGCUUCUCUGCCGUACGCCCGCACACUGGUGCACGCACGCUCAGCCUGUUUUGCACCGUGCCUACACACUUGGCGUGCUCCUGCUGUUAGGCCCCCACGCUACACGUCAUAGCUGUGGCCAACCUGUCCUUGCCGAACCCCGGCGGGCCGGGCAGCCCGUACUCCGCCGCGAGCUCCCCCUUCCCCGCGGGGCAGCCCUACUCGCGCACGGAAGUGCGUCGCGGGAGGAAAAGCAUCUCCCUGGGGUCUUAGGAGGCAAACCGCCCGCAGUUCACCAGAAGGAAAAACCUUUCACCACAACCCCGGGAAGUAAAUAUUUUCAAGCAUUGUCUCCGUUGCACUGAUGAGAGAACUGAGGCUCCAAAAAGCGUAAAUUCAGGCCCAGUGGCGUCCCGGUUUUUAUGUGGACAUAAGCUUUCAACUCAUUUGGAUAAACA